CCUCACUCAGCAAUUAAUGGUUAGCUUUAAUUAAGCAUAAGAUAAACCUGACUCAUAUCUCUCAUCUUCAUUGAUUAUCUCAGAGGAUUGACAUCGAACUACCCCAUCUACCCCCAUCAACCAUUCUGCAGAGCACUUCUUCAUUGCGCACCGUUUUCGGAGUCAACUUUACAGUAAUCCCGCACUAGAUUUGGGUAAGUUGAGAAUUUAUUGCAAUUUAGGUGGAGCUCCCUCUUCUCUUUCUCUUAUAAUCCUAAUCAAUAAAUAGCUCUACGAUGGUUAUAGAACUCAUCACACAAUGGCAGCUCCCCCUCUGAAUGAUGGUGAAUAUGCAAGGCUCCCAGGUUUCUUCAAGUGCUACUCCGAGGGCCUCCACAACAACGGAAUUCGCCUCCCACCUGAAUUUGUUGGUCGGCAUGGGGCUGACCUGCCACAUCAAUGUGUUCUUAUGAUGCCCAAUGGGAGAGUGUGGGGUGUAACUCUGCUGAGAGUUGCAAAUGGCUUCUUUUUCAGGAUUGGAUGGAGUAGCUUUGUUCAAGCCAACGAGAUCGUGAAUCUGGACGUGCUCAUGUUCACAUGGCUUGGUGGAGGCACAUUCCAUGUGAAGCGAUUUGAUUUUGGCAGUGGUUGCCCACCGAAAAAAGACUUAAGAGCUCAUGGAGAGAUUCCAAGCGACGAAGACUACUACUCCCCCGAUAUACAAUCGUCUGACGAUUACUCUCCCUCUGAAAGUGAGUCCGAUGCAGAGUCCGAGGAUGAAUACGAAGCAGAGGUGAUGCCGCCCGCUGAAGGCGUGUACCCCACUUUCAAUUUGGAACUGCCUCUUCAAUUCUGGAAUGCAUACAUCCCUGCCGCCUCUAUGCAAGAUCAACGCGCCUACUUCACCACCUUUGACAACACUUGGGAGAUGCAUUUAGGUACCGGCAAAGGCAAGCUUUGGGUUGAACAUGGGUGGAAGUGCUUUAUGCAAGGCAAUGCCUUAGUUGAAGGAGAUCGACUGUCAUUCCAGUUGGUGGAUAGGGAUGAUGUGCAGUUUUAUGUGACCAUUAACAUUUGA
This is a messenger RNA of Salvia hispanica, 1057 nucleotides long. Lineage: Eukaryota; Viridiplantae; Streptophyta; Magnoliopsida; Lamiales; Lamiaceae. The record is from RefSeq and is a predicted model, not a curated record.